Molecule: messenger RNA, 570 nt
Organism: Seminavis robusta
Lineage: Eukaryota; Bacillariophyta; Bacillariophyceae; Naviculales; Naviculaceae
Source: the annotation of a GenBank genome assembly
AUGCAACGAAUCAAACCAGAAGAAGAGAUCCAUCUACACGUGAGCGGAAUCAUGGGUCCUCCUGAAUCUAGCGCGACUGGGUCGGUAAGGAGCUCCAUGAUGUUCCGGAAAAGGGCUUCGAGCAACAGGAGUUUAAACUUGCAGCAGCUGGGCAAAAGCACGAAAGACAGGGGCUCUUCUCAUGUAGAACCCGAAGGUUCGACUGCGUCCGCGCCAUUCUCCCUCGAUGCCCUCCACUCUUCAUUUGGUUCUAUCUCGAUAGCCACCACUAACAGCCCCCAAGGUUCGGCCCUCUUCACACUUGGUGAUGGGGAUGAUGCGGAGAGAGCGGAAAAGCUCUCUGAACGAGAUGACUUGGCGAGUGAUUGGGAUGCUGACUCUUCGUGUGGCGGGAGAAAUAGGGAUGAGUCUAGUAGAUCGCUGAACCUUCCAGUGACGGAAGACGCCAACCGGGGAAAAGACCUCGAUAUGGCAUCGGUCGGCUCAGUGCUGUUCUCUGUCAACGAGAUGGAGGAAGAUGAUGAUUCGGAGGUUCUGAUAGACAGUUCGAUGACAACUCCAGCUGCCUAA